UUUUUAUUUAAUGAGUGUUUUUGGGGUGACAUAAAAUAUUCGGAGUCAUGUUUUGUGAGAGUGAAGCUUGAAUCUUUUUAUGCAUCUUUUUUUUUCUAAAGUACUUGUUGAAACAAUGAAGCUUUUGUUUGUUGUAGCUGUUUUUCUGUGGGAUUCUAGUGGCACAGAGGGAAAAUCAGUCCACACUCUUCCUGACUUUGGAAACACUUAUCACGUCAAAGGAGUCAUCUCUUUGCCCUAUGCUGAGAUUGUGGAGCCAUUUGAAGGCUGGUUCGACCUGAAAGCAAAAUCCAGCAGAAUAGACUAUUACAAUGGCCAGGUUUCCACCUACCAGCUGGGGUCGCAGCAGCAGUUUGGUGUGGCUUAUAAAAUCAGCCCAGAGACCACAGAGGAGGAACAAAAUGUGAUCAAAUGCUUCCAGAUUAAUGGAACCAAGGAGGAAGUGGUCUCACCUCAGGCAUCGCUGCCUGAUGUUCAGGGCUUCCAGUUCCUGAAGAUGGAUUAUUAUGGUGGUUCUCUGUGUGAAGUCUGGCAGAACGUGACCACUGUGGGUAACAAGAAGAACACCUACACACUGUGGGUGGCUAACCCAGAAAAAGGUGGGGCAACAUCUACAGCCAUUCCCAUUCAUUAUGAGAUGAUGGGAUACAACACGCUGUUGAUGUCCCACUAUGACAAGUACCUGGUGGACUACAAAGAGUUCAGCCAACGUCUGGAUCCCAAAGUCUUCUCUCUGCCUGAAGGGAUGACCUGUGGAGGUUUUCCCGGUCCAGGCGUGGAGCACCACAUGUUGGCCAACCCGAUGAAGGAUCUGAUCCACACCACAGCGUCAGGUCACCCGCAGAAGAUGUUCGGCCACUUCAAGGAGAAGUUUCAGCGUCGGUACAGUGACGAGAGGGAACACGAGGAGAGGGAGCACGCGUUCCUUCACAAUCUCCGGUACGUCCACUCUAAGAACAGAGCUGGUCUGUCCUUCGCUCUGGCCCUGAACUCCUUGUCCGAUCGCACCAUGUCAGAACUGGCAACUAUGAGAGGAAGCAAAAGAGGCAAGACGCCAAACAAAGGCCUCCCAUUCCCAUCCAGACUCUACGAGGGGGUGAAAGUACCUGAGUCCCUCGACUGGAGGUUGUAUGGAGCUGUGACUCCAGUGAAGGACCAGGCCAUCUGUGGAUCCUGCUGGAGCUUUGCCACCACUGGAUCAGUAGAGGGCGCUCUCUUCCUAAAGACGGGCUCUCUGCAGGUCCUGUCCCAGCAGGUGCUGGUGGAUUGCUCCUGGGGUUUUGGCAACAACGGCUGUGACGGAGGGGAGGAGUGGAGAGCGUACGAGUGGAUCAUGAAGCACGGGGGCAUCGCCACGACAGAAACCUACGGAGCCUAUAUGGGAAUGAACGGAUUCUGCCACGUGAACUCCUCCCAGCUCACUGCGAAGAUCAAGAGCUACACUAACGUCACGUCGGGCGACGCCGAGGCCCUGAAGCUGGCUCUGUUCAAAAACGGGCCGGCAGCCGUCAGCAUCGACGCUUCACACAAGUCGUUUGUUUUCUACAGCCACGGCGUCUACUACGAACCGGCCUGCGGAAACACCACCGAUGAUUUGGACCACGCUGUGCUCGCGGUGGGAUAUGGCACCUUGAACGGGGAGCCAUACUGGCUGGUGAAGAACUCCUGGUCCACCUACUGGGGCAACGACGGCUACAUCCUCAUGUCCAUGAAGGACAACAACUGUGGCGUCACCACCGACGCCACGUACGUCACGCUGGCUUAGACCACGUGGAGCUGAGAGACACUUUAUUUCAUUUGAUGAUGUGAAGCUGCACGACUCGGACACAAAAUUCACAAAAUACAUUCACUUUUUGUCAACAACUUUAUUGCUGUUAUGCCUUCUUUUUUUGGUAAAACAGUAACGCUUUAAAAAAUGUUCAAAUGGAUCAUUACAGUAAAAAUAUACAGUUUGCACUGACAUUUAUGAUUAAUCUACAAUACCUGCCUUAAUUUUCAAACUGAGGCCUCACGAGUCAUUUUGACCCAAGGGCAGCAGUAGGGUUAAAUAUUCAGCGUUAGGCUUUCAUUUCUUUUAAGAAUUAUUGUUUUGAAAGUCUUAAAAUUGUUUUAAUUUCUUGCACUUUUUAGUUGUUCGCAACCACUCGUUCAUAAAUCUAACACCGGUGUGUAGAGCCGAUGUGUCAGUUGAUUUAUGUUUGAGGCUUUUUUAGUAAAAGAAAGCAAUAAAUGCCCACAAUUGAUGCUAAAAUCAAAAACUUUGUUUCAUGCUGAUGGGUUCCAUCUCAUAUUUAAAAACAAACAAACAAACAAACAAAAAUCUCAGGUAAAUUAGUCAUAUAAUCGCUACAUUAAGCAUAACAAGGAAACUAAUCUUUAUCUCUGCUGCUGCUCUAGGGUCCAAAUGAAUCUUGAAGCCUCGUUUUGAUCCAAGGGCAGCAGCAGAGUUUACAGUUUACUUUGUAAAACAAUGCUUCACAAACAAUUUCAGGCAUGAUACACUUAUUCAUUUUAUAAAAUGAUGAAAAAAAAUCUGACAUUUGUGUCAAAAAUUUUCUAAUAAAAAAUGUUUCAACUUC
This is a messenger RNA of Austrofundulus limnaeus, 2579 nucleotides long. Its product is annotated as digestive cysteine proteinase 1. Gene Ontology annotation, biological process: proteolysis. Gene Ontology annotation, molecular function: cysteine-type peptidase activity. The record is from RefSeq and is a predicted model, not a curated record. Lineage: Eukaryota; Metazoa; Chordata; Actinopteri; Cyprinodontiformes; Rivulidae.